Caenorhabditis elegans is the source of this 858-nucleotide messenger RNA. RefSeq names its product G-protein coupled receptors family 1 profile domain-containing protein (gene srx-58). Gene Ontology annotation, molecular function: G protein-coupled receptor activity. The record is from RefSeq and is marked reviewed. NCBI's taxonomy places the organism in Eukaryota, Metazoa, Nematoda, Chromadorea, Rhabditida, Rhabditidae. Gene Ontology annotation, cellular component: membrane. Gene Ontology annotation, biological process: G protein-coupled receptor signaling pathway; signal transduction. The transcript has 4 exons. The coding region runs from base 100 to 735 and encodes 211 amino acids.
AAACUAUCAGCUUUCAAAAACUCCUUUGGCUACUUAUCAGCGAACCAAGCGUUUGCCGAUGCUUUAUAUUCUAGUCUCUAUCUUUUUUACUUUUGUUUCAUGGAUUUUUUAGAUGUAUUUCUCUUCCAAGAAAACGUGUUCAUUUUUGGCUUCUUGGUGGCUGUUUUUCACGAUGUGUCCGUGCUAACUCAUUUUAUAAUUUCGUUGAAUCGAUUUAUAUCUGUUUGGUGUCCGAUUUUCUAUAAAACAAUGUUCAAUUUGAAAUAUACGAAACUAUUUAUUUUUGCCGUUUGGUUGAUUUCGUUUUUAAUCGGAUCGUUAUUUCAUAUUGUUUUAUGUCGCAUUCGGUUCAAUGCAGAUUUAAUAUUAUUCACCAUUAUUCUGGCACCAUCCUAUUGUUUUGAAAUUGGACGAUACGGUGAUUUAUUUCGAAAUUCGUGUAUUGUAAUAAUCAUGAUGAUUUUGGAUGUAUUCACAUUGAUAAAAGUGAAACUGAUUUCCAAUGAAAUAAAGAAAUCUGUCAGCGAGCAAGCGGUCCAACAGUUCACGAGCCGAGAUCGCCGAUUCUUAGCACAAGCCGUAACUCAAGGGUCGCUUUUUCUUCUUGCUACGAUGGUUUUUUUUCCUACACGGUUUUCCGUGAAUUCUUGGGUUACUUUCCUGGGCGGCAAUUCAUGUGGCAGAUGGACUCAUCAUGAUUCUCUUCAACCCGGAAAUAAAAAAACUUAUAUGUAAUAUCAACCAGGUCUCUAGCGGCGUCCUUACAGCUUCAUAGCAAAACAAUAGCCUUUGGGUUUUAUAUGGAACUAAAUAAUUCAUAAAACGUUAAAUUUUCAAAAUAAAACAUUACAUUAUUGA